AAUCAGGCAAAUUUUGUGGUUAUUGGUAAGAUCUAUGAACAUCUGCUGGGAACUAGGCUGAGACUGUUCUUCCUGCUUCACUUGUGAACAAUUUUUUAUCUGAAACAGAGUCUUUUCCACAGGCUAGUGCACAAAGCAGCGCAGCUAGCAGGGCUUCUGUUGAGUUCCCAAACCCUCCACAAACAUUUUCAGAAAUUCCAGCUUUUAUCUUUUGGGUCAUAAAUCAACCUUUUGCCAGGUAUUUCCACAAUUCUAACUUCCCAAAUUGUUAACAUAGUAAAUGAGUGCUAAAAUAUUUAAUAAAAGGACAUUUUAAAUAGUGUGAACUGGAAUAGAAGCAAUAGAAAUAAUAACUUGCCUGGCAGUAUGGCAUGAAGAGUCAGAACAGGAGAAUAAUAAAACAGAAAUGGAGUACAUGUUAUAAAAGUGACUCUCUUGAGAGGAAGAAGGGAUGCUUAAAUGAAGGGAAGAAGCUGUAGGAUAAGUAAACCUGUACACUGGAUAUCUUUCAGGCAAUCUUUCCAAAAUUUCAGGAAGGAAGUUCUAGUUCUGAUAUAGAAAAUUGUGAUAGAUGUUUAAACAUAGUGCAGGCGCUUGUUGGUUGCCAGGUGAGAUUCAUCUCAGCCUGGUAGCACCCAAAAACUAAUUCUCCAUGUAUAAAGUACAGAGUCUUUAGGGAAAAAAUGUUCCUGUCAGUGACUUAUGGUUUUUCCUACAAAAUUAAAAGUGCAUCUGUAGAGAGGGAGGGGGAAUGUCUCUGAAAUGAAUUGAUGGUGUCAGUCCCCUGUGUAAUGCACUGAUAUGACCAUGACAAAAACACCCUCGCGGUUGGCAUUGUUGUACGUCCAUCUUGGCAAGUUACCAUUGUGCACACUCCAAUAUCAUCCUAAAAGAAGGCCUCUCCAGCAAACCAUUAAAACAGAGAGGGGAAGCAUCUCUGAAGAGGUUUCACUGUUGGAAUGCCUCAGAUUAAUACAGCUACAGUUCUGCAGAUUUGUGUGCUGCUAUCUGCACUUCCUGCACAGUAUCUCAUAUCCCGGUGGUAUGCAACAGACUCUGCUCAGCGCCUCCAAGUGACACAAAGGAUAAUUGGCUAUUGGAACAGUUUUAUAAAGUCCUACUUGAGUCUGGAUGCAUGGACAGAUCAUCUAAAGCUGUGGAUACCAAAGACAAGGAAUUGGUACUAUGGAGAAAAGAGAACUCUAGGUGUUCAAGAGGAAGAAGAAAUCCAUGCUUAUUUUGCAGAAUCAACUCACAUUCACAGUCCAAAGCCAGAAUCUGUUCAGUUUAAUGUGGGACAGGUGAUAGUACACAGAAGAUUUGGCUAUUCAGGAGUCAUUGUUGGCUGGGACAUAAAAGCUAGAGCUCCAGAAGAAUGGCUGCAGCACAAAUAUCCUCCAGAGAAAGAGGGUCUAAGAGAUACUGCUCACUACCGAAUUCUUAUUAACCGAGCCAACAGCUUUGGCAAGACUACAGCUUACAUUCCUGAGGAGGAGAUAACAAUUAUUACAGGAUUAGAGAUACACAAUCCUGAUCUGACAGCUUACUUCAGUAGAUAUGAUGGAUCUAAAUACAUUAUGCAACCAUGGUUGAGAAAAAUCUACCCUCAUGACUGAAGUAUUUAACAUUAUAUGUAAAUUGUGCAUGUGAUGUACAACUGCACAGUGUAUUCCUUUUUUAAACUGGGACAAAUGGAAACUAGGGUAAAACUGAUUUGUAAAUUAUUUCAUUAACGAAAUAAAAUUGAACUCUAUAUGAAA
Dermochelys coriacea (leatherback sea turtle) is the source of this 1760-nucleotide messenger RNA. Its product is annotated as F-box only protein 21-like. NCBI's taxonomy places the organism in Eukaryota, Metazoa, Chordata, Testudines, Dermochelyidae. Gene Ontology annotation, molecular function: DNA binding. Bases 960 to 1616 code for a protein of 218 amino acids. The record is from RefSeq and is a predicted model, not a curated record. The transcript has 7 exons.